CUUUUUUUUUUAGCUCCUUUCUUUGGAGAGGUUUUUCUUCUUCUUCUUCUCCUUCCUUCCUGUUUCUCUUUAUUUUUCCUCUUUAUUUUAUCAAAGAGCAAAGAAGAGUACGGGGAGACCUAGGAUCACAGGAAAAUAUGGCAAGCAGUUUUGUUGGAGUUUUUGCUUUGAUGGCCGCUGUUGUUCUCCACGGCGCAUCUGCUGCGGUUGUUCACACUUUAGGUGGGAGCACGGGAUGGACAGUUCCACCCAGCAGUUCUUUCUAUACCACUUGGGCCAAUGGCCAGAAGUUUGAGAUGGGCGACAGUCUAUUGUUCAACUUCUCGACUGGAGCUCACAAUGCACUAGAGGUUUCCAAGUCAGAAUAUGAUGCCUGCACCGCCAAUAGUCCCAUCCAGGCCUACUCCACUGGCCCGGCCACUGUUGAGCUGAGCAAGACCGGCACUCACUACUACCUCUGCAGCUUCGGCCAGCACUGCAUUAGUGGACAGAAGGUCGCUGUCAAUGUUGUUUCUGCCACUACUUCUCCAUCGCCCCGAUCAUCCCCUUCCCCAGUUGGUACUCCUUCUUCUUCUCCAAAAGCUUCUCCUUCACCGAAGGCCCCUGCACCUUCUUCAGGGGCCCCUGAAUCCCCUGUGUUGCCAAGGCCCACCCCGUCUGGAGCCCCCACCACCUCUCCCCCCUCUGACGUCACUGCUGGUUCUCCUCAGUCACCUCCCAACUCUGCUGCUUCUUUGAGCAUUGGUGGUGUUACUGCUCUCUUGAGUGGUUUACUUGUCCUCUUCUUCUGAUUUCGCCGUGCUCCAUCGAUACUAGUAUAUGUUAGAUGGUGGUCAGCUGACGAUUUUAAUAUUUUGGAAAUUAUACCCGGAUUUUGAGGGGACCAUUUGAGAUUUAUAUUUUUCCUAUAUAUAAAUUGUUUACUCUUGGGUUUUGGUUUUAGUUUUGGGCGGGCGGCAUGUGAGAUUGGUUUGGAUUUCAUUUUAUGGAAGCAGUGAAUUUUUUUUUGUUUUAAUUUUAUUAGUAGUUGUAUUCCACUGAGUCAUUUGAUUUCUUUAGUAUUGCUUUGG
Amborella trichopoda is the source of this 1070-nucleotide messenger RNA. RefSeq names its product early nodulin-like protein 14. Gene Ontology annotation, molecular function: electron transfer activity. Lineage: Eukaryota; Viridiplantae; Streptophyta; Magnoliopsida; Amborellales; Amborellaceae. The record is from RefSeq and is a predicted model, not a curated record. Gene Ontology annotation, cellular component: plasma membrane.